This is a messenger RNA of Hipposideros armiger (great roundleaf bat), 3637 nucleotides long. RefSeq names its product NADH:ubiquinone oxidoreductase complex assembly factor 5 (gene NDUFAF5). Gene Ontology annotation, biological process: mitochondrial respiratory chain complex I assembly. Gene Ontology annotation, cellular component: mitochondrion. The transcript is spliced from 13 exons. Gene Ontology annotation, molecular function: S-adenosylmethionine-dependent methyltransferase activity. NCBI's taxonomy places the organism in Eukaryota, Metazoa, Chordata, Mammalia, Chiroptera, Hipposideridae. The record is from RefSeq and is a predicted model, not a curated record. The coding region runs from base 81 to 1118 and encodes 345 amino acids.
AAGAGCUCUAGAGUAAUCGCCAAAGCCGCGGUGGCGCAUGCGCAUGACAAGAGCGCCUGCAAGUGGCGUCAUCCAGAGAGAUGCUGUGGCUGACCCGGCUCUGGCUCCGGCGGAGGCGACCUCCGACUGCGGGGGAUCCCACGAAGAACCUCGGUCUCAGAAAGGCCGCCUCUGGCGUCUCUCCUCCGGGCAGCACCUCGCCCAGAUCCCUAAAUAUUUUCGACCGGGAUUUGAAGAGGAAACAGAAGAACUGGGCGGCCCGGCAGCCCGAUUCUGUGAAGUUUGACUACCUGAAGGAAGAGGUUGGAAGUCGGAUUGCAGACCGUGUAUACGACAUAGCCAGGGAUUUCCCCCUUGCUUUGAAUGUUGGUUGUGGAAGAGGUUAUAUAGCACAACAUUUGAAUAAGGAAACUGUUGGGAGGUUUUUCCAAGUAGACAUAGCAGAACAUGCUUUGAAAAAUACCUUAGAAACGGAAAUUCCUACUGUCAGUGUUUUAGCUGAUGAAGAAUUCCUUCCUUUCAGAGAAAAUACAUUUGACCUGGUGGUUAGCAGUUUAAGUUUGCACUGGGUGAAUGACCUUCCUAGAGCACUUGAACAGAUUCAUUACGUUUUAAAGCCAGAUGGGGUUUUUAUUGGCGCAAUGUUUGGAGGCGACACACUCUAUGAACUUCGGUGUUCAUUACAGUUAGCAGAAACGGAAAGGGAAGGAGGAUUUUCCCCACACGUGUCUCCUUUUACUGCUGUCAAUGACCUGGGACAUCUGCUUGGGAGAGCUGGCUUUAAUACACUGACUGUGGACACUGAUGAAAUUCAAGUUAACUACCCUGGAAUGUUUGAAUUGAUGGAAGAUUUACAAGGUAUGGGUGAGAGUAAUUGUGCUUGGAAUAGAAAGGCCCUGCUGCACCGGGACACAAUGCUGGCGGCUGCCGCGGUGUAUGGAGAAAUGUACAGAAAUGAGGAUGGUUCAGUACCUGCCACAUAUCAGAUCUAUUACAUGAUAGGGUGGAAAUAUCACGAUUCACAGGCGAGACCAGCUGAAAGAGGUUCGGCAACUAUGUCAUUUGGAGAGCUAGGAAAAAUAAACAAUCUUAUGUCACAGAGGAAAAAAUCAAAAUAAAUAUUUUAUUCAAUGUUAGCGUAGUCCAGAAUUUUCAUGAGAGAUGGAUAACUUUUACAUCUAAAAUUAUUACAUUUUGAAGCAAGAAGCAAUAUAUUAGCUAUUUACUGACAGACUUUUUAAAUAAUUAAAGUAGCCUAAUAGUACACUGUAUUUAGUAAUCGUUUCAGUUUCACAUGGUUUUUGUUUUCAUACAGAUACUGCUAUCUUGUCAUAUGAGUGCCUUAUUUGCAGAUUCAGCCCAAAAGCAAGAAGAUAUUUCUCUGAAAAAUCCAUCCAUAUAUAUAUAUAUAUAUAUAUCUGACUUGAUAGGAAAAAUUACAAAUGCUGACAUUUUGUACUGUUUUUCUCCUUCUGGUCUUUUUGUCAUUUCUCUAAGAGGAUCAUAGUGUGGAGAUGAGCAAAACGACAAGUUGGUAGAUUCUCUAGAGUUCUGGCUUUUUUAGAAUAAAAACAUAGACUUUUAUAAUGACUACUCUAAGAUAGUUAAACCAAAAAUUAUUUUGUAACACCGUCGCUCUUUGUCAUGAAGAGAACAGAGAUUUAUCUACCUCACCAGAGCUAGUACAUAGUUUUAUACUUAGAAUAGUAUGUAUCUUUAUUGAAUCCUUUCUCACUAUUUCUUUAAAGCAUCAGAAUUCUAAUCUUUUUUACCUCCAUGAUCUGGGUGGGCCUCUCACAGCCCCCCUUAGGUAAGAAGAGAAUAUUUUAAAUAAUUAAGGAGACAAAAUCACAUGUAAAAGUGGCAGCACAGUGAUGAAAAGUGCUGUUUGUUGUUUCACUUUGUUAUUUCAGGCCUUGGCGUUGUUAUUCUGAUGCACGUUCCCGGUCCCAUUGCAUCUAACUAGUAGUGACCAGAAUUGUUUGGAAGCUGUCAAGCUCAACAGCUUAGUGUAGCUGGGGGAGUUGGGGGAUCGAGAAAGUGGUGAUAAGAAGAAAGCAGGGGGGAGCUGGGCAGCACGAAGAGUGAGCGCCGUGUUUGUUUUGACCAGUUAGUGGCCGGGAAUUUGCUGUCCUUUCGUUUAAUCGUGCAGGGUCCCAGCCUCCUCUUCAGCCAUAGGUAAAGAAAGAAGUCAAUGCGGGCCAGAUCAGGUUAACAACAUUGUUGCAACAAGCUAGUGAACUUCAUUGUCAGACCUCGUAUAUGAAGCACUGGAUACCUGGAGAUGGGAAGCACCUAUAAUCGCCGCCCUCACACAGCUCACAGCUGGGCUGACUGGAGACCACAGUGAAGCUGACAUUGUGUACGUCCUUGCAACCAAAAGUAUUUUGUUGAGACUCAGUGAAGGCACUGUGCAAAAUAGGACAUGGCGAUCCUCAGAUGAGUAAGGCAGGGGCCCCAUCGUCAUUUCAGUGGGUACGGUAACACACACACUCUACUGUAGUUCAAGGUGGAAUACGAGAUGUGCCAGAAGGGAGCUUUGACCGAAGCACCUUGGGAGUUUGGAGGAGAGGUUUAAUGUGCAGUCUGUGUGUGGUGGAGGUGGGGAGACCUCAGGGAAGGCUUUGUUCUUUUUUGCAAUCACUGCACUGAUUCACUUGGCACCUAUGAGAUCUCAGCCACCGUGCCAGGUGCUGGGGUGUAAUAAUGAAAGCUCCAGCUAUUAAGGGGCCACCUGUCAAAUGGAGAAGAAUAAUAAAUAAUGGGAUUGCUUCAAAUCUAAGAGCUAUUCAUUGUGAGUUGUAUCCUAAUUUUGGAGAUGUUAAAAUUUGGAAAAAAAUAUAUUUUAGAAUUCAUGAAAUAAGUAACAGAUAACCCAUAGUGCUUACAAUGGACCAGUGUCCUAAGUGCUUAUUAUACAUUGCAAGUUUUACUUAUUUAAUAAAAGGCAGUUAUAUGUAGUGACAAGUGGCGUACACUGAGUAGGCUCUUGGGAAAUGGUGAAUAAAUGAGAAAAUGAAUGAAUGAAUAUUAUAAGGAUAAACCCUCUGUCCUCUCCCCUUUCAAAACUGUGGUGCUAUCAAGUGCUAUUUAGUGUUAACAGCCACUGAGAGAUAGACGGCACAGUAAUGAUCCCAUUCCUUAUUUCCUUUUCCUUAAUUGUCCCUGCUAUUCAUCUAUGUUUAUUUUCCUUAUAAACUUUGGAAGUAAUUUGCCUCGGUUAAAAAGCAUUCUGUUGGUAGUUAUAAUAUUAAGGAUGUAUUAUAUUUAAAGAUUAAUUUAGGGAAAAUUAACAUCUAUAUUUUGGCAUCUUUCUUUUCAAACAAGAUAUAUUUUUCCAUUUAUUCAAAUCUUAUAGAUGGUUCUUUAAAUUUUACAUUAUUUCAGAUUCCGCUUUUAUAAUCCCAGUCUUUUCUUUGACAUUAAUUAGGAUAACUUGUCAUUUUAAAGUUCGAAGAACCUUAAGAGAGAGCUAGGCAUCCUCAUGCAUUAAUUAAUUAAUUAAUUAAUCAUCUAUUUAAAAAGUAUUUGAGACCAAUUAUGUGCAGUGCUAGAUACUGAAGAUACAAUGGUGAAUAAAAAAAAAGUGAUUGCUGCUCCCACGGAGUGUACAAUCUAUAAAUACAUAUUGAUUUUA